CGCAAACAGUGACACUACCUGGCAGAGAACUCACCUGAUAAACCCUUUCAAAGUAAAAUAACCUCACUGAUUUUUUGUGGAUUGACAGAAUCUGCAGGUCAUUUGGGACCAGGAAGCAAACUUCAAGUGGCUCAGCAGGAUAAAGUAAUGAGAGAAAAACCUGUAAAGUGAGUGGAAAGGAGAAAGAGAAGAAGGUGGUGAAAGGAACUGAAGAGUUUUAGAAGAAGGACAAAAUAAGGUGAAUAUGAAUCCAGAUCCUGGAGUCACAGAGCUGGAUUCCUCCUCACCUGGAAAUGCCCAAAGUGGUGAGAGCUCAGACCAUCAGAUCCAGGACCCGGAGCUGGAUCCGGUGCUGGUUUGGGUUCCCAGUGGGAGGCGUCUGAUCUCUGGUCUGCUGGGUAUGAAUGUGGUGCUGUUGGGAGCGGCCCUGGUGGCCGGGCAGGCUUUUCACCCCGAGGGCCUGAAGCACCAGGAGCCCCAGCUGUUCAUGCUGCUGCUGAUGGGGGUCAGUGUGGUUUGGAUGUUGUGGUACCUGCUGUGGGCCAGGAAGCAGCCCGGCAUCUGCCCACAUAAAGACCACCAUGCCGGGGGAAUCACUGUAAUCGUGGUCCUCAUGCUCUUUGCUGCAUUCAGUCUGCUGCUAUAUAUCUUCAGGAUUGGUUAUUUGAUCAGUAUGAAGGACUGUAAGCCUGCUGCUAAAGUGUUCUCUCCAUUCAUCGAGGCUCCUUUUCUCGCACUGCAGACAUAUUUACUGUGGGCUCACUCCAAAGACUGCAUUCACAGACACAAGAUAAUCACCAGGUCCGGGCUGAUGGUGAUCCUCUCGGCCGACCUGCUGCUGUGGCUGAACGCCGUGACUGAGGACACCAUCCACGAGGAGAUCGAGUUAGAAAAGGAAGACAAGCUUGAUUUCAGCAACACAACCUCUGAUUUAGCAGACAAUUCGACCUUCUGUCAGUGCAGUGCGAGUGCAGCCUGUCUCAUCUUCAGGAAAGGCUUCGAAAUCCUUUAUCCCUUCAACAUGGAGUACUACCUGAUGGCCGGCUGCAUGAUCUAUGUGAUGUGGAAGAACGUGGGCCGCAGGAUGAGUCCAGGUCACCACCACGUUACCCAGAAGCUGACCCUUGGUGUUGUCUACCAAGGUGGCGUCAUAUACGGCCUUGUGUUUGGCGCCCUGGUGCUCGUAGCGGGCGUGGUCGUCUUCAUUCUCUACCAGGUUUGGGUGAGCCAGCAGCAGCUUCGCCUCACGGCCUUCCUCAUUUUCUACGGCUACCAUUUAGCCGUCAUGCCCGUCAUGUCCCUGUGCUCCCUGGCUGGGAUGCUGGUCCACAGGUUCGAGAGGAGGGCGAAUGAAGCGGGACACAACCCCACUCGUAGCCUGGAUGUCCUCCUCCUGGUGGCAGCUGCUCUGGGCCAGCUCGCCCUGUCCUACUUCUCCCUGGUGGCGGCGCUGGCUGUGGGGACCAACGGGCCUCUGGGGGACCUCGACCUGUCCUACUCCCUCCUCAGCCUGCUGGAGCUUAUCCUCCAGAACAUCUUCAUCAUCGAAGGCCUCCACAGACACCCGAACCUGUUCGCCAAGAGGAAAGACAAGCAGCGGAGCAGCAUAUUCAAGCCUAAGAAAAAGGUUGCUGUGCCAAUACAAGAGGAGAGGAAGACGGCGGUUUCACUGCUGGAGGGGAACACGCCAGCUCAAGAGCAUGAUGGGAAAAAGCCCUGGACCAAAAGAGCGAUACAAGAAAUCUGUGCUUUCCUCAUCCUUUCUAACGUUAUGCUGUGGGUCAUCCCUGCGUUUGGAGUUCACCCCCAGUUCGAGAACGGCCUCGGGAAACAGUUUUUCGGCUUCUCAGCUUGGUUUGUUCUGGUGAACUUGGGUCAGCCGCUCAGCGUUUUCUACAGGAUGCACUCUGUGGGAGCUUUAAUGGAGCUGCUCAUCUCUGCAUGACGAGCAGCGGAGGUCCAACUCUGACUACAUGACUGAUAAAGUAGAUAAUAAAGAAAUGAUUUUGUUUAUACAGAAUGAGGAGAUCCUCUACUGUUUUAGUCUGAGGUUGUUUUUCAUGGCUUGU
This is a messenger RNA of Sebastes umbrosus (honeycomb rockfish), 2069 nucleotides long. RefSeq names its product proton channel OTOP3-like. The record is from RefSeq and is a predicted model, not a curated record. Lineage: Eukaryota; Metazoa; Chordata; Actinopteri; Perciformes; Sebastidae. Gene Ontology annotation, molecular function: proton channel activity. The transcript has 8 exons. Gene Ontology annotation, biological process: proton transmembrane transport. The coding region runs from base 245 to 1945 and encodes 566 amino acids. Gene Ontology annotation, cellular component: membrane.